CUAGCGAAGUCAAUGCUAAAAUGAAUGCGAUAAACUCAAAGAUGGCAUCUAUGAUGAAGCAGCAGAAUUUUAUAGUGUCAUUCAUAAUGUCAUGCUUGAACCAAGAGCAAUUGAGAGCAUUAAUGGUUGGUGGUGCUCAGCAAGGUGUUUUUGGUGGUGACAUUGAGGGAUGGAGUGAUUGUUGCUUGGCAAUUGAGGGAAGCGACAAAUCUCUACAAGUUGUUGCUAACGGAAAAGUCCUCACAGAAAGCAGCACCGAAGUUCUUGGCAAUCAUAACACAUCGUUGCCCCCUGGUCAUCGUCGAGUCACCAUUACAGACGAUAUUGUGCCAACUGCUCCUCUGCCAUGCCCAAACGAUGAAUUGCUUUUUGUAUGUCAUGCUAAGAGAUCUUAUACAGCUUGGCCUAAUCAUUUGAUUUUCCCCAAAAAGGCGAACAACCAAUCAGAUAAAGAAGUUGAUGUGACCACACCAUCCCCACAAUCUACAUCCUCCCAGGCAUCAACAACUCGUAAGUAUGUUAUUACCGACAAGGAUCGGGAGAAGGUGACAUCUACUUUGAUGCGUGUCAUGAGAAAAAAAGCUAUGGGGAUGCAAAAAACCGGCGAUACCAUCUCUAUCACUAUUCUAGAGAGCAUGUUUCUUAAUGAAAAUGGGUUAAAUGUUUCACUUGAUUACGAAGACUUGCUUGAUUGGUGUUUCCUAAGGGAGGUUGGAGAAUUGAAAAUGAAUAUAUUCAUGAAGAUCUUGAAAGAACAUUGUCACAAAGAAGGUAUCUCGGGAAUGUAUGGGUUUUGUCACUCUAAUGUUCUAUCGCCUUUAACACCAAUGACAAACGAGAAAGUUCGAUCUAACUAUCUAGCUCGUGUUUUUGGGUGCAAUGAGGGGAAGAACUAUAAUCAGCUAUUCUUUGCUCCUUUUAAUGACAAUAUGCAUUGGAUGUUAGCUGUUAUUAGUCCGUGGAAUGGGUUGGUGUAUUGGCUAGAUCCACUUGGAGCAGAAAAUAAAAUCAACUCAUUCGCUGAAAAGAUCAUCACUGAAGGAAUAAAAAAAUUCAGUUCGGUCCAUCGGAAGGACAUCAAGAAAAUAAAAAAGAAUGCAUAUAUUAGGUGGGAGCAACCACAAUGUCCUCAUCAACCAGCAUACACCAAGUAUUGUGGAUACUUUGUUUGUCGAUAUAUGCUAGAUAUUGUGCAGAAAAGAGUGCUAUGGGUUUCCAAGCAGGUUGGAGUAUGUGUUCCCUCUGGAUUUUUUGAGUAAAACUCCUACGCCACAUCCUUUUUGGUUGGAUGCACCGUCGAAGUACAUUACCCAUUUGUCAUCUUGUGUCAUGAGAAUCUCUUCAUCCGGAAGAUG
Molecule: messenger RNA, 1355 nt
Organism: Chenopodium quinoa (quinoa)
Lineage: Eukaryota; Viridiplantae; Streptophyta; Magnoliopsida; Caryophyllales; Amaranthaceae
Exons: 8
Coding region: 21-1259 (412 amino acids)
Biological process (GO): protein desumoylation
Cellular component (GO): nucleus
Molecular function (GO): deSUMOylase activity
Source: RefSeq, a predicted model, not a curated record